AUGGCACCCGGCGAGUCGACAGAUGAGCGUGACGAGAGAGUUGCAAAACUCUGGGGGUCGCUGGACACGCGCAGGGAAGGCCAUAUCGAUUUAAACGGAUUACGAAAGGGGCUGAAGAAGAUCGAUCAUCCUCUCAAAAAUGCAGAUGAUAUGCUCCUCAGUAUUCUGCGAGAAGUCGACACCAAUGGCGACGGUCGCAUCGAUUAUGACGGUAAGAUCACGAGCGUGGGUGCCCCCGCCGGAGGAUCCUGGGUUCCUAACUCUCCUCCAGAGUUCCGAGCAUUCGUCAACCAUACCGAAGGUGGACUAUGGCAGAUGUUCCAGCGCAUCGAUCGCAACCACAACGGAGAAAUCGACAAGGCCGAGUUGCGCAGCGCCUUUGCAAGCUCGGGGGUGACGGUCUCGAGUGCCAAGCUGGACCAAUUCUUUGCCGAGGUCGACAAAAACAACGAUGGAGUCAUCUCCUAUACCGAAUGGAGGGAUUUCCUUCUCUUCCUCCCGCUGCAUUCCCCGUCGGACCUACACGCGGUCUUGUCAUACUACACGGCCACGGGCAAUCUAAACCCGGAAGGAGAUGUCCACAUCAAUGAUCUGCAGGGUUUAGGUACAGACCACUCGUUUCUUAACCGUUAUCUCCUGGUCAUCCACAAUCUGUUGUACAAUCUCCUGUCACUCCACGCCCUGGCCUUUCUCUUCCCAUCAGCCCACGCGCAAACCAGCCAAACUUCAAAGUUGGGAACCGCUUUCGGGAAUGAAUUUGUCUCGUUUGACGGUGACUUUGAGUUGGAGUGGUUGCCAAUCCCCAGGACCGUCGCCAUGUGGAUGUCCCUCCGAUAUUAUGAACGGAAGUUGACCGAAAAUACCCCUCAACUAGGCUACUUCAUUGCUGGUGGGAUUGCGGGUGUUGUGUCCAGGACGGCCACUGCCCCCCUCGAUCGUCUCAAAGUCUAUCUCAUUGCCCAAACCGGUGUCAAGACCACGGCGGUCCGUGCCGCGAAGGAGGGAGCCCCGUUGGCCGCCGCAGGGAGUGCAUCCAGAACGCUGGUUGAUGCCCUUAAAGAACUCUGGCAAGCUGGAGGGAUGCGAAGCUUGUUUGCAGGGAACGGGUUAAACGUGUUGAAGGUUAUGCCGGAGUCUGCAAUCAAGUUUGGGGCUUACGAGUCUGCAAAACGUGCAUUCGCCCGACUUGAGGGGCAUAACGACCCCAAACGACUUCUUCCUACCUCGCAGUUCCUGUCCGGCGGUAUUGGUGGCAUGGUAGCCCAAUGCUUCGUUUAUCCCCUCGACACCCUCAAGUUUCGCAUGCAGUGUGAAACCGUGGAAGGCGGUCCGAAAGGCAACCAGCUCAUUGCAGCAACGGCGAAAAAAGUGUGGAACAAGAACGGCUUGUUCGGCUUCUUUCGCGGACUUCCUCUGGGCCUGAUGGGGAUGUUCCCCUAUGCCGCCAUCGACCUGACGACCUUUGAAUACCUGAAGCGGGCGCUCCUGGCUCGACAAGCUCGCCUCAACCACUGCCAUGAAGACGACGUGCCCCUGAACAAUUGCACCACGGGAGCAAUCGGUGCUCUCAGUGGAGGGCUGAGUGCCUCGGUUGUCUACCCCCUCAACGUCCUUCGAACUCGGCUACAGGCCCAAGGCACAGUCCUGCACCCGUCAACAUACUCCAGCAUUGGGGAUGUUGCGCGUAAAACUCUUCAAACCGAAGGACCUCGUGGCUUUUACAAAGGAAUUACUCCCAAUCUCCUCAAAGUGGCACCAGCUGUGUCCAUCAGUUAUGUGGUCUACGAGAACGCAAAGCGAUUCCUCGGCCUCAGAUGA
Molecule: messenger RNA, 1818 nt
Organism: Penicillium alfredii
Lineage: Eukaryota; Fungi; Ascomycota; Eurotiomycetes; Eurotiales; Aspergillaceae
Product: calcium-binding mitochondrial carrier protein
Exons: 7
Coding region: 1-1818 (605 amino acids)
Biological process (GO): transmembrane transport
Molecular function (GO): calcium ion binding; ATP transmembrane transporter activity
Source: RefSeq, a predicted model, not a curated record